Messenger RNA from Carassius carassius (crucian carp), 3845 nucleotides. Its product is annotated as phosphatidylinositol 5-phosphate 4-kinase type-2 alpha-like. The record is from RefSeq and is a predicted model, not a curated record. Lineage: Eukaryota; Metazoa; Chordata; Actinopteri; Cypriniformes; Cyprinidae. Gene Ontology annotation, biological process: phosphatidylinositol metabolic process. The transcript has 10 exons. Bases 714 to 1928 code for a protein of 404 amino acids. Gene Ontology annotation, molecular function: phosphatidylinositol kinase activity.
GCGUGUGUGUGUAGCUGUCAGUGCGGAUGAGCCGGAUACGCAAAUUCACACCGAAUUCAGACUCGGACACGUUCCACACUCGGAAUACUGGCUUCGUCUAAAAAUAAACAUAUUUUCAGGGCAGACAAACGACAAAGAAAGAAAGUGGGAGUGGGAUUUUGCUUGAGACAUAUUUGAAGGGUUGAUGGCUUAGGCUGACUGGGGUGAGUUAACGUUAGCGUGCUAACGGAGCAGCGCCGCAGUGGAUGUCUCUCAACCCGCUCUUUUUUCUUUAAGUUAAACUGACGUCGCUCAAAUUGCAUUUUAUUAUUCAUUUUCAAUGUUAUCAGCCAGUAUUUGUGCCGUGUUUUUUUUUUUCAAGCAUAGUGUUUAAAAAGCUCCCGAUGUGAGACUGGCUAGUUAGCAAGUAAGGUACGUUAGGCUUACUAAUGAAGUCUUAAGGAGCUUUUGCAGUAUACGGACGAGAACUUAAAAAUAAUACGUCUUAUUGGUAUGAACAUUAAUGUUGUAUGUAACAGCAGGCUGUUUUAUCACGUUUAGCGAGAUAUUUAUCUGUCUAGCGAGCUAAUACAGCUAACUAACUAGCUGGCUGCGGUUAGCUAACUGAACGGAACGUUAUGCCAGAUUAUAUUUUACUAAGAGACAGUUAGGACACCACUAGCUUAAAACACUUGUCACUGUGUGAUAGUUAAUUUAUUGUUAUACAACAAACAAUGGCCUCGGCUGGUAACACGGUCUCAUCGUUUGCGAGUAAAACAAAAACGAAGAAGAAGCACUUCGUGGCUCAGAAAGUGAAGCUGUUUCGUGCCAGCGACCCUCUGCUCAGUGUCCUCAUGUGGGGAAUAAACCACUCGAUAAACGAGUUGAGCCAUGUUCAGAUCCCCAUCAUGCUUAUGCCUGAUGACUUCAAAGCCUACUCGAAGAUUAAGGUAGACAACCACCUUUUCAACAAAGAGAAUAUGCCAAGCCAUUUUAAGUUUAAAGAGUAUUGCCCUCUUGUUUUCCGUAACUUGAGAGAGAGGUUCAGCAUCGAUGACCAGGACUUCCAGAACUCUUUGACACACAGUGCACCCCUCAUUAGUGAAGCUCAGGGCCGUAGUGGUGCUCGCUUCCACACCUCCUACGACAAGAGGUACGUCAUCAAAACCAUAAGCAGCGAAGACGUGGCUGAGAUGCACAACAUCCUCAAAAAGUACCACCAGUAUAUCGUGGAAUGUCAUGGUACCACACUGCUGCCACAGUUUUUAGGCAUGUACCGCCUCACUGUAGAUGGAGAUGAGACUUAUAUGAUAGUCACACGCAACGUGUUCAGUCACCGGUUGUCUGUGUAUAAGAAAUAUGACCUGAAGGGAUCUACUGUUGCCAGAGAGGCAAGUGACAAAGAAAAGGCUAAAGAAUUCCCCACGUACAAAGACAAUGACUUUAUCAACGAUGGACAGAAAAUAUACAUUGACGAGGAGAGCAAGAAGACCUUCCUUGAUAAGCUACGAAAGGAUGUGGAGUUCCUUGCUUUGCUGAAGUUGAUGGACUACAGUCUUCUGGUUGGGAUCCAUGACGUGGAAAGGGCAGAACAAGAGGAGGUGGAGAGCGAGGAUAAUGAUGGAGAAGAGGAAGGAGAGAGUGAUGGAGGGAUUGUCGGCACUCCUCCUGACAGUCCCAGUUACACUCUGGACAGCAGUAAACCACUCUCACCAGGAGACUUCAACCCCAGUAUUGAUGUCUAUGCCAUCAAAAGCCAUGACAAUUCUCCCAGAAAGGAGGUCUAUUUUAUGGCUGUUAUUGACAUCCUUCAGCAUUAUGAUGCCAAGAAAAAGGCUGCUCAUGCAGCCAAGACAGUAAAGCAUGGGGCUGGGGCAGAGAUUUCCACCGUGAACCCAGAGCAGUACUCGAAGAGAUUCUAUGAUUUCAUCACUACCAUUCUGCCCUAGUCCGAGGCAGCUGAGCUGAGUCCACAGGGAUGAAGAGGGACGCCAGCAGACGGGUGUUGAACACUCACUCACCUGCUCUGCCACAGGGGGGCUCCCCUACAGCAGCUACAAACACCAUCCGUUUACAUUUUGAUUCAGUUUUAUUUGUCUUUUUGUUUUGUGGGACCAUGAGAGUGAUGGAAAAGGACAACAGUUGUAACUUUUUUUGGAGGGGGACAGGGCGUUUUACUGCUUUCUUAUGCAUGCCCAUUAAUCUUGUUUGUUCCAUUUGAUAUUUUUCUUGCCUUUUAAAGCAGAAGAGGACGGCGAGAGGAAAGAGAGCUCAUGUGACAGUCUGUGGCUCAGUUAGUGGAAUUAGGUCUCUGAAAAAAGGAGGCCAAAACACAAGUUCUUAAUUGGAACUGUAUGUGUUCUCUUACUGAAUCAUUCAUCAAACACCUAGCCGAACUCCCUUCACGCAACCCUUGGCUUCCCGCUCUGCUUUACUCCACUGGGGUCAACAGCUUUACAGAGAGGCACCUGAAGCACUUGACACCACGGCACCUGCUAACUCUCCUUACUCGCACAGCCCUCUUCUUAUCUGAACAGACUAACCAGAAACGUUCUUUGAGCCAUUUACAAAAGGAGGACCCAUCGCCUCCUAACCUGCCUUGUGUGGAUAGACAGCUUUUGCAUGUUCUUUCAGUGUUCUUAGGCAAAUGCAUUUGAAAUGAGGGCGAAGGUUCCAGUAGGUAUUUUUCGUUGAUUUCUUGAUUUAUUUUUUAAUUUUGUUUCACAGCAACUUGACAGGAGGAAGAAUGAAGACACUGAGGCAGCAGGAUCAGUGGUUUCUCUUCAGUCAUCAGUGAUUUCUGUUACGUGAAUGAUUCGAUUACCAUCAGCACCUUAAACUGUUGCACUUUUUAUUAGGAUCACUCGGUCUGUUACGAGCUGCAAUGAUAGCACUAUGAGGCACUGUUCAACGCAGCCUUGCCAUUUCACGUGUUCUCACGCAUACGCUCGUUCUCAACAGACAAAACAUAGUUUACCUCUUGCAUCAUACCAGGACACACCGAUUUGUGUUGUGUUUCAGUAUUCCAUGGAGGUUUGGGGAAGGGGUGCUUUGUUGUAUUUUUAUUUUUCAUUUUUUUUAAACAUUGGUUUUGUUUGAAAUUGAGUACAGUAUAUGUCUUGUGAGUAUUGUUUGAAAUUCCUUUGAACGUUCAAAUUGGCAGCAAAAUAGAUGAAAUGUUGUAUAUUUUGCACAUGAUGAAUGGAACCAAAAUGUUCCCGGAAUCCUGUUGGUUCUGCAGUGGUAUUUACAAGGGAAACAGAACACCUGUAACAGAGGAGAAUGCUUUCGUAAAUGGCAUUGAAUUGGAAGGCAGGUCAUUUUGACAUUUGUUUCUUAACUUUUCUAAUUCAAACAUAAAAGCCUCCUCAUCCUAUGUUGGUUUAGACUUUUUGAUCACUUGCACAUAUUUUUACAUUGAAUUUGAAUCCACCAGAACUUUAAAAGCACGACUCCGUGAUUCAGUAAAAGUGUUCUGAUAAAUGAAGAAUGUUUGUUUUAAAUCAUACAACAAGUACUGUGUAAAAAAAAAAGAGAAAAGAUGCAUGUUGCAUUAUUUUUAGUGUUAAGUAUGGUUUAGUCCAGAGAUGGUGUAUAUUCCAUGCUUAGUCAUAUUUUUAUUUUUUCCCCUUGCCCUGAACCCCCCAUCCCAGGUCUAUUUUUUAAGAUGGUCCCGUACUUGCUUUAUACUGUGUUUCCAUGUAUAUACACUGUGCAAGAGUCGUGCCUUUUUACUCCAAAUUAAUGCAUUAUUUUAAAAUCUUUUUUUCCCCUCCAGACAGAAGUAAAAUGCUAUUUUCUAAUAUUAGGGUGGUUAAUGAAAAAUCCAGCUUUUUUUCCCCUCUCUUCCUUUUUUUUUUUUUUUU